CGCUCUUGAAAACGCAGGACUUUUUCGAAAAUGAAUAGCCUUUGCUUCCCUUGAGCGCCGAGACUUUUUACAUUCGUUUCGAUGGGAUCUCCACUUGUGUAUCAGCAGUUACGACUAUGAGAAUCGGUGUUCGGCUCAUCAUUGCCGCAGUUCUUCUCAUCGCGAUUGGGACUGUCUGGCAUAUUAGACUGUAUGAUCUCUGGGAUCAGAAUCGAGUACCGGACUACAUCGCCAGCUCUUUCCAUCCUUACAAUGACCACGCUACCCUGAAGCAGUCGCCUAUGGCGCCGCAAGACAAGGUCGUUGUCAUGACCAUUGUCGGGAACGAAAAUGUUGACUGGGUCAAAGAGAGACUUAUUGGCUGGCAAGCAGCCAUAUACGAUCUCAAUAAUGCCACUGCGGUCCUCAAAACACCGGCGAAUAAAGGCCACGAGGCGAUGGCGUAUUUGACCUACGUUAUUGACCAUUAUGACUCUCUCCCGUCCACUAUCGCCUUCAUGCACCCGCACCUCGACGGCUUUUUCAAGGCUUGGCAUGUGGACACGCCGCACCAUGACAAUGCGGAGUCCUUGAACAAUCUCCAGAUAGACUUCAUCCAACGCAAUGGCUACGCCAAUCUGCGCUGUAAUUGGAAUCCGGGUUGUCUCCAAAAACACAGAUACAAUAAGCACGUCACGCCAGAUCUUUGGGCAACUCUGUUCGGUGGUGAAAGACCACCAGAAGUAGCUUCGGCUUGCUGCGCUCAAUUUGCAGUGUCGCGAGAUCAAGUCCACAAGCGGCCUCGGGAGGAUUAUAUCAAAUACCGCCAGUGGGUGCUGGACACUCCAUUGAAGGAUUAUGAAAGUGGACGGGUCAUGGAAUAUUCAUGGCAUGUCAUUUUCGGAAUGGACCCCGUGUAGUAAGUGCCUUUGCUGCUGAUGUUUGACUAUCUCCGGCUAAUAUCCUCCAUCAGUUGCCCGGACGAAAAGAAGUGCUAUUGCGAUGUCUAUGGACAAUGUUAAUCACCUCAAUUAGCCUAGCGGUGCUGUUCAUUUACCACUC
Molecule: messenger RNA, 1041 nt
Organism: Xylona heveae TC161
Lineage: Eukaryota; Fungi; Ascomycota; Xylonomycetes; Xylonales; Xylonaceae
Exons: 2
Coding region: 117-899 (260 amino acids)
Source: RefSeq, a predicted model, not a curated record